AAAGAAAAUUUGUAGCAGAAUACGUACAUUUGUACACCACUUGAACAGAGAUGGGACCAUUGUCCUGUGCUUAAAUUCGAGCUUUUUCUUGGACGACACGAUCCGAGUCUGCCGCUCUCUCACUCUUUCUCUCUCUCUCUGGAAACCUUUUAUCUUACCGUCUUUUUGUAGCUACUCUUCUCUACUCUUUCUGCCUUUUUUUUCUAUUUUUUUUCAUAAAAUCGACAUGGAAAUGGAGGAUCAUCAUCGCCAUCAAUAUGGCUUGCCUGAUCUUAGGCAACUACUGAACGGAAGGCCAACCCAUUUCCAAGCAAUUCCACAGGCCGAAGAGUUAUUCUCCUCCGGCCACCGGAAUCUGCCUCCACCUCAGCAACCCCACCACCCCUUUGAUAUGAUGCAAAUGGUGGGUAGACAAGUUGGUCAUGAGUUUAUGCCUCGUCGGCUUCAUCAAGAGUUCCCUUCUGAUUCUACUGCUAAUAAUGCUACUCCAACGGCUGCUGUUGCUACUGUCACUGGUGCUUCUACUCCUAGUGCCAGUUGUAGGUUUGAUGGUGAAGCUACUGCUUUUGGAGGUGAUGGAGGAACUGGAAGAUGGCCUAGACAAGAGACUUUAACACUUCUUGAGAUCAGAUCUCGUCUUGAUCCCAAGUUCAAAGAAGCAAAUCAAAAGGGUCCUUUGUGGGAUGAAGUUUCCAGGAUCAUGUCUGAGGAACAUGGGUACCAAAGGAGUGGGAAAAAAUGCAGGGAGAAAUUUGAAAACUUGUACAAGUAUUACAAAAAGACUAAGGAAGGGAAGGCUGGAAGACAAGAUGGUAAGCACUAUAGAUUCUUUCGUCAACUUGAAGCUCUAUAUGGAGAGACCAGCAAUUCAAUUUCAGGCCAAGAAACUCACCUAGUUGGGACCAAUUUUCGGUUUCAUGGUACUCCCAACAGCAAUACUCAAGCAAAUCAAGAGGUCUAUCACUCUCAAAAGCCCUGUGAUAGUCUUAGCCUCUCCAAUUCCUCCGAAUUCGACACUUCUUCCUCAGAUGACAAUGAUAUAAGCACUGCAGCAGCAAUGGAGAAUGAUUCAUCAGAGAAGCGGAAAAAGAAAAGGGGUAGUAGAAGCUGGAAGGCAAAGAUAAAAGAGUUUAUUGACUCACAAAUGAGGAAGCUAAUGGAGAGGCAAGAGGCAUGGCUAGAGAAAUUGACCAAGACUCUUGAGCAAAAGGAACAACAGAGGCUUUUAAGGGAGGAAGAAUGGAGGAAAGAAGAAGCAGCCAGGAUAGAUAGAGAGCACAAGUUUUGGGCUAAAGAGAGAGCAUGGAUUGAAGCUCGUGAUGCUGCUUUAAUGGAGGCCUUGCAGAACCUGACAGGAAAACAAUUGAAGGCUACAUCACCUGAGGAACUAAUGGCAUCUGAAAUGCAAAACCACAGUGAAAACCAGAAUGAGAAUGGAAGUGAAAUAAUAAACAACACUGUUAAGGCAGAUGGCUGGCAAGAAUCUGAGGUUUCUAGGCUAAUACAGCUGAGAACCAGCAUGGAAUCGAGGUUCGAACAAGGAGGGUUUUCAGAAGAGAUUCUGUGGGAGGAAAUAGCUGCUAAGAUGGCUUGUUUAGGCUUUGACAGGAGUGCUUUAAUGUGCAAAGACAAAUGGGAUAGCAUUGCAGCUUAUCUAAUGAAAACCAAGGAGAGUAACAAAAAACGCAAGGAGAACUCAAUAGGCUAUGGUUAUUAUCAUAACAAUGAGUCGCUCUACAAUCAAGGAAGAGCAUAUAGUGAAAUUAAUGAGCAAGGACCUGAUACACUGAUCAGACUCCAAGCAAAUGACGGCUCUUCCCCUUCUAACUCUAACGCUGGCAAUGCUGUAAAUGAUAGUUGCUUUCGAUUCUUAAUGGCUGAUGGAGACAACCUGUGGGAGAACUAUGGUCUGAAGCUCAGCAAAGGAGAAAACCAGUAAGUUCGAAAAAAAAAAAAAAACACUGCCAAAUUUCACAAUUAUUCUAAUCCCGCAUGAGAUAUAUGCAAUGGGUACUGGGAUGAGGGAGUUGCUGAUCGGUAAGAGAAUAUUUAACAAAUGUACACUCCCUCUUGAGAGGGGAUUUACAGUGUAUAAGCAAGGAGCUGACUGAUCAUGAGAAUUUAUGUAUAGCAAAUUGUGGUUUAUGUGGUUCUUAGCAAGUACACAUUUAAGAUUAAUAACAAUAAAAAUGGAUUAAUGGGUUAAUAUCUUUCUAGGGAGAGAAAAAAAAAAGGUUCAAAUGUUGCUCUAACACAGAAUUCUUCAUCUUAACAUUUCUGAAAAUCUUUCCUACUAUUCAUGGAAAUUUGAUUAUGUUAGUUCAUCAGUUACGUACUUUCUUUUCUUAUCUACUGAUCAUUUGUUGUUUAGUAUUAAUAUCUGGUGAAAAUAUUUUGUCUUUGUAUGCAAUAUGUGCAUGACUGAAAGCAUUUGCCCCCACGUGUGCAUGUACAAUUUCUCUGCAGUACUGUGCAUAGGUUAAGGAAACAGUGACU
Molecule: messenger RNA, 2496 nt
Organism: Durio zibethinus
Lineage: Eukaryota; Viridiplantae; Streptophyta; Magnoliopsida; Malvales; Malvaceae
Product: trihelix transcription factor PTL-like
Source: RefSeq, a predicted model, not a curated record